Messenger RNA from Cladophialophora psammophila CBS 110553, 438 nucleotides. RefSeq lists its product as uncharacterized. Lineage: Eukaryota; Fungi; Ascomycota; Eurotiomycetes; Chaetothyriales; Herpotrichiellaceae. Bases 1 to 438 code for a protein of 145 amino acids. The transcript has a single exon. The record is from RefSeq and is a predicted model, not a curated record.
AUGUACACUAUCAACUUGCUUUCUAUGUGGAUCACGAUCUCGCUACUCGCUAUUGCUUCCGCAAACCCGAUCGUCAGGAAAUCGCUCAAUCCCAAGCUCCUCAGCAUUAGAUCACCCCUCACCAACUCAGCCUUUUCAGAAGACUGGCCUACCAAUGUAGUCAUGGUUGGAGGGUCCCAGACUUAUGGCAUGUGGGUCCCCACGGAUGGAACCUGGUACGAUUUAGGGGGCAUUGAGUGUCUCGGCUUGCCUGCAUAUGCGAUUGGCGACUGCAACGAUAUUACCAUCGACCAGAUUGGAGUCGUGGCAGGAUACGGACCUUGCAGUUUCGUUGGCAGCGACGGCUACUCCUCCACCAUUCCAGGCAAUCCUGGCGACGGCUACUAUACGGUCGGCCCGCCCCAGAACAUCAUGUCUGCUGCGUGUGGUCCGGCAUGA